This is a messenger RNA of Boeremia exigua, 1642 nucleotides long. Its product is annotated as transmembrane amino acid transporter protein-domain-containing protein. The record is from RefSeq and is a predicted model, not a curated record. NCBI's taxonomy places the organism in Eukaryota, Fungi, Ascomycota, Dothideomycetes, Pleosporales, Didymellaceae. The transcript has 3 exons. Gene Ontology annotation, cellular component: vacuolar membrane. Gene Ontology annotation, biological process: amino acid transmembrane transport. Bases 165 to 1607 code for a protein of 480 amino acids. Gene Ontology annotation, molecular function: amino acid transmembrane transporter activity.
CUAUACCCCAGAGUGGUAGCGGGUGGGCCGUUCAGUUCAUAAACACCCAGCUUUCCCCAGUGUUGAUCUUAGUAUCAUUCCGAGUGCUCAGACACAUUCAAUUCACGACUGCUUCACUCAGACCUCAUCCCACUUCAUGCAAAUCAUAGCGGCCUGACUUCAAAAUGUCUUACGAACCGAGAAACGACCUUGAAUCGGCUCACUCGCCGGAGAAGAAGAAUGACUAUGAUCUUCAACCUCAAGAGACACAUCGCAGGGGCAGCGUGUUCAGCACAAGUGGUCGCCGUAUGAGUAUCAGCGACGAGGUCUUCGGUGAGAUCACAGAAGACGGCCCGAACUACCGCAAUGUUGGUUGGAUGGGCACUGUCGUCGUGAUGAUCAAGACACAGAUUGGGUUGGGCGUGCUAUCUAUUCCCUCUGCAUUUGAUGCGCUCGGUCUCAUCCCCGGUGUCAUCUGUUUGCUCGCAGUAGCCGGCGUGAUUACCUGGGGUAAUCACGUCGUUGGCACCUUCAAACGCAACCACCCUGAGGUGUACAGUAUUGUGGAUGUGGGAGAGAAAUUGGGAGGAAAAUUUGGCAAGGAGUUUAUGUGCGUGGCGUUUAUGCUUUGGUGGAUUUGCGUCGCAGCUGCUGGCUACUCCAGUAUUUCGACUGCCCUGAACGCGCUAUCACUUCACGGAGCUUGCACCGCUAUCUUUGUAGUCGUAGCUGCCAUCAUCGGAUUUAUGACUGGCUCGAUCCGGACACUUGGAAAGAUCUCUUGGUUGGCAUGGGCUGGCGUAGUGUCGAUCAUCGUCGCUCUUCUCACGUUGACCAUCUCUGUCGGUGUCCAGGAUCGUCCUGCUGAAGCGCCCCAGACCGGACCUUAUACUUCGAACUACCAGUUGAUUGGCAGCCCGACCUUCACCCAAGGCAUGGGCGCCAUUAACACGUUCGUUUUUGCGUAUGCCGGUACCCCAGCCUUUUUCGCCAUCAUCUCCGAAAUGCGCAAUCCCAAGGACUACAACAAAGCCAUGUACAUUUGCCAAAGUUUCAUGACUGUGGUUUACCUUAUCGUCGGUAUUGUGGUUUACUACUUCUGCGGCUCAUACGUCUCGUCUCCUGCCCUUGGCUCUGCUGGUCCUCUUCUCAAACGCGUCUGCUACGGCCUUGCACUGCCCGGACUCAUCGCUUCCACAUGUCUCGUCACUCAUUAUCCCGCGAAGUACGUCUUCCUGCGCGCACUGAAGGGCUCGAAGCAUCUCGUCUCGAACUCGCGGGUCCACUGGAUGACAUGGUUGUCCUGCACAUUUGGCGUAACUGUUUGCGCCUACAUCAUUUGCUCGGCCGUGCCCAACUUUGGCUCUCUCAUCUCGUUGGUCGGCUCGCUUCUCGCUACAUUCAUGUCCAUGCAGCCUCUUGGCGCAAUGUGGCUAUACGACAACUUCAAGCGGCCUAUCAAGGGCACCAAGUGGACGAUCGGUGUUGCGUUCGCAUCGUUUGUCAUCAUCAUCGGUACCUUCAUCAUGGUUGCUGGUUCAUACAGCGCUAUUGAUGGGAUCAUUGCGGACUACAAUUCUGGGAGCUCGGGGGCUUGGUCUUGUGCCGACAACUCCAACUCUGUCUAGGUGCAUCGGGCGAUUUAUUUCAAAUCGUGCCGAUC